AAAAAGAAAAAUUGUUUGGUCGGGGAAAAGGGCCCCACAACCUACUAACAUACGCCGUGUAGGUCCCACUAUCUCUCAAUCUAACCGUCCAUUCUCCAUCAAAACUCAAUCUCAGCCGUCCAAUUUUGUUGGUUCUCAAAUAUCAUGAUUGAUAUUUAUUUACCCUCUUCUUUCUCUCUCUCCUGAAAAAAACUCUGGAGAAUUAGGUGAUGAUGAAAAUGGCGUCUUCAAUUAAAAUCUUCACUGUUCCACUUUCUCUCUCCUCUGCUUUUAGCAAUUCUGCUGCUCUAAUGGAACUUCUAUAGUUAUGAAUUAAUUUCUUAUUAGUUCUCAAAAUUAAUUGAAAUUUUCUUCCAUUUUAUGGCGAAAAUCAUGAGAUAACAAAAUUAGGGAUUUUUUUUUUUUUUCGAUUUUUGAUUUUAGGGUUUUAUUUUUGGGGAAAAUGGAGAUUGAUGAAGUUGGGCAUAGUAACGUGAAGAAUACUACUGAUCAGUUUAUUGAUCGAAGCAAAGUUAGGAUUUUGUUGUGUGAUAAUGAUUCGAAAAGCUCUCAAGAGGUUUUCUCUCUCCUUUGCAAGUGUUCUUAUCAGGUGACAUCAGUCAAGUCUGCUAGGCAGGUUGUUGAUGCGCUUAAUGCAGAGAGUUCUGACAUUGAUAUUAUACUUUCUGAGGUUGAUCUUCCUACAAAAAAGGGGUUCAAGCUGUUAAAGUACAUAAUGCGGGACAAACAGUUGCAACGAAUACCUGUGAUUAUGAUGUCAACACAAGACGAAGUUACUCUUGUUGUGCAGUGCUUGAGGCUGGGAGCAGCAGACUUCCUUGUGAAGCCAUUACGGACGAAUGAGCUGUUAAACUUGUGGACUCACAUGUGGAGGAGGCGACGAAUGCUUGGCCUUGCGGAGAAGAAUAUCGUGAGUUAUGACCUCGAAAUAGCUGCGUCAGAUCCCAGUGAUGCUAAUACUAACAGCACAACACUGUUCUCCGAUGACACAGAUGAUAAGUCCCGGAGAAGUGUUAAUCCAGAAAUGAGCAUUGCAAUACAACAGGAGGAGGAGUGUAACAAAGUCACUUCUGAUGCUGUGCCUGCAAAUAUAUUUGACUGUCGAUCUGCUAUACCAGCUCCAAGUGAGCGCCGGAGAGGUUUUGUGCCAUUUUCCAAAAAGAGUGAGCCAUUUUUGAGAAAGAGUGACCUUUUUCCUAAGAAGAGUGAGCUGAAGAUCGGUGAAUGUUCUGCAUUCUUCACUUACGUCAAAUCUGGCGCAGUUGAGAGCAAUUGUCGAACAAUUGUUGAUGUUGAAGCUAAUGCUGCUCAAACUUCCAGACCAGAUGAUAAAACAGAUACUUGGAAUGGGCAUGUAAUCAAUGGCAGUAUGAGAUGUGAAAAUGUUGACGUGUGGGAAAAUAACUCACAUGGAGAAGACUUCCCCAGCAGUACUAGUGUACCUGAUUCCACUUCCAUGGAAAGGUCGUGCACCCCUCCUGUGACUAUGGAAUUAAUGCGAAAUAAAUCUAAUGAUGAAGGCUUGUCCGAGGUGCACAUGCAGCCGAAAAAUGGGAUGCAGUUUGAUACCUCAACUUUGGCAGCACAUACUGCUUAUCCUUACUUCAUGCCCGGAGUCAUGAACCAGUUUAUGAUGCCAUCAUCAGCACAUACACAACAGAAGGAUCUUCAAAAUCAUGGGCAAUCAACUAUGAUGCCUCAUUAUAACCACCUUUCACAUUGUCCAUCGCAUGUAGCUGGGAUGACACCAUUUUCUUAUUACCCAAUGAGUGUAUGCUUGCCACAGGGUCAGUCACCUGCUAACCACCAAGUGACAUCAUUUGGUAAUUUACCUUCUAGUGAAACAAAAUUAAGCAAAGUUGACAGGAGAGAGGCAGCUCUGAUCAAAUUUAGGCAGAAAAGGAAGGAGCGGUGUUUUGAUAAAAAAAUAAGGUAUGUGAAUCGCAAAAAGCUUGCUGAGAGAAGGCCACGUGUACGUGGGCAGUUCGUGAGGAAGGUGAAUGGCGUGACUGUAGAUCUUAAUGGAGAUCCAUCUCCUGACCUUUAUGAGGAGGAUGAAGAGGAUCCUAAUUCAUCUCCAGAAGAUGACACUUCUUGACUACAUAUUUGAGGAAAACCAUUUUUCUGAUGGAUCACUGCUGUUGCCGCCAUAAUUGUUUUUUUCCAAAUCUGUCUGAGCUCCAUUUUUCAUGUCCUUAACGAAAAAAAUAUGGCAUGGAUUUGAUAUUGCUCUCUAGAGCUUGCAGGCCUGUACCUUCGACUUUGUAAGCAUCUCUGUUGUGGGGUGAUUUAUGCAAUCAUGGGAAAUUUUCAUCUCCAACAUCUGCUGUCCCAUGAAGCUCCUUUUAGAGGGAGCUGCCUGAAGCUUUCAUCUGGAUGUGGGUGGUUCACAAGGCAUUUAUAUGGAUCAUCUUUAUCCUUCAUUCCGCAAGUGCUGCCGCGUGAAGUUGGGAAUCCAACUUUAUUGGUUAAAUGAAGGGUUUUUCUUUAUUUAUUUUUCCUUCAUGUUUUACCCAUUAUUGUAAAGAGGCGCAUAGUGAUCAGAUGUAUCUAUAGAAAAGCUGAAGAAUUUAACUUCAUUCUUAUCAUGUCAUAAUUGUUGUGAAACCUGUUAAUUUCAGUCUAUGUUUAUACUUAAAUCAGGUGGUGCCUUCUUGAUGUGCAUCUUACUUGUGCAGGGCGUGGCCUGCCAGAGAACUUGGAGAUCUGCUUGACUCAAUUUAGUUGGUUUGUAAUUGCACCUCAACCGCAUUUGUAUAUCCUUUUUCUCUUUUCAGGCUAGUUGAAAUGCACAGCGUUAUCUACUAUCUUUA
This is a messenger RNA of Chenopodium quinoa (quinoa), 2813 nucleotides long. Its product is annotated as two-component response regulator-like APRR1. NCBI's taxonomy places the organism in Eukaryota, Viridiplantae, Streptophyta, Magnoliopsida, Caryophyllales, Amaranthaceae. Gene Ontology annotation, molecular function: protein binding. The transcript is spliced from 6 exons. Gene Ontology annotation, biological process: phosphorelay signal transduction system; cytokinin-activated signaling pathway. Bases 443 to 2098 code for a protein of 551 amino acids. The record is from RefSeq and is a predicted model, not a curated record.